Messenger RNA from Drosophila ficusphila, 3235 nucleotides. It is a transcript of the gene dos, whose product is annotated as protein daughter of sevenless. The record is from RefSeq and is a predicted model, not a curated record. Lineage: Eukaryota; Metazoa; Arthropoda; Insecta; Diptera; Drosophilidae.
GCUUGUCAUCUCUAGUUGGUAUGCGCGGAGUGAAAUAAAUCAAAGUAAUUUCCGUCGGUCGCUGAAAAUAUGGAUCGCACUUUCUACGAAGGCUGGCUAAUUAAGUCGCCGCCCACAAAGCGCAUUUGGCGAGCACGUUGGCGGCGUCGCUGGUUCACUUUAAAGCAGGGCGAGAUACCCGAGCAGUUCUGCCUCGAAUACUACACCGACCACAACUGCCGCAAGCUGAAGGGCGUCAUCGAUUUGGAUCAGUGCGAGCAGGUGGACUGCGGCCUGCGACUGGAGAAUCGCAAGCAGAAGUUCCAGUACAUGUUUGACAUCAAGACGCCCAAGCGCACCUACUACCUGGCGGCCGAAACAGAGGCGGACAUGCGCGACUGGGUGAACUGCAUCUGCCAAGUGUGCCAUCUGCACGACACCAAGCAGUCGAACGAGCUGCCCCUAGGAGCGGUAAGCUCAGACGAGAACCGCACCCAGCACACAAGCUCCAGUGGCGGGCUGAGCAACUCCACCCAGAACACGACCACCACUUCGCUGCACUCCUCGGCCGGAACCACGGCGGCCCAAGUAGGAGCGGCCCCAAUGCGACGACCGGCGGUCAUUGAGCAGCAGCCGCUGCCUUCCAGUGCGGGCAACAACAACUCGGACUCGGUGUACGUCAACACGGAGUACAGCAACCGUGAGACAAUGCUCUGCGACGCCAACUUCGACCAGCAGGAUCUCCUGUCGGCAGCCCAACAGCAACCGCCUCCGUCGCCGGCCACUGCCUUGUAUCUGAACCACAGUGCUCUGAUCCAGGCCCAGGCGGCAGCAGCAGCCGCCGAGCAGCAGCAGCAGCUGCAGCAGGCCGCCCGUAUGGCGGUCAGCGCCAACGGAGUGGUGCGGAAGCUGCCGGAGCACUUGGUGCUCACACAGCAAACCCUGGCGGAGGCGGCUGAGAAGCAACACAGCAGCGUGCAGGCCUCGCCCGCCCUGAGCACCGCCUCCGGACCCUACAUUGCCAUAAGCGAGUGCUUCUCGGGCAGCCCGAGAUUCCUGCCCGGCAGCGCGCCUCCCGGAGGAGCAGAUGUGGCCAUACCAAACAACCCCACCACGCCGUUGAACAACUUGGACCCCAAGUUCUACGACACGCCGCGCAGUCAUAACAACAUCGGUCUGAACCUGACCAACGAUCAGUCGUACUCCCCCAAGAUCACGAAUUUGAGUCUGCAACAACUGGCCAAUGCCAACGCUAGCAAACAGCGAUCUGAUUCCGAUUCGGAGAGCGUUUUCACCGACGACGACGAGUGGGCUCAUCCGCUGCCCCUGCGAGAGAAUGUGGAUCGAAGCACCCGACCCUCGGACAGUUCCAUUGAGAACGAGUCGUUUGUGGUGACCUACUCGCAGCGAUUCUCCAAAAUGCCCGACGAAACUGGACCCGGACUGCCGGCGGCCGAGAAGAACUCAAAGUUGGCGGGAGCAGCGUCUCUGGCAGAGGCUGGUGACCCACGAACGCUGGAGAAGCUGGCCAAGGUGCUGAAGAACAAAAACAAUCUCAUUCUGGACUUCAAGGAGAACGAAAAGAUCUCCCGCGAUCUGCCGCAGCUGUCGGACACGGAAAACACUUCUCCGGCCAUUGUGGCCCGUCGGAAUGCCAACUCGGCGUUCAUCGAGGAGAGCUACGACAUUCCACGCUCCCACCAGCUGCCGUACUACAAUAUGAGCCAGCUGGGCGAGCGACCCGUGACCAGUCCGCACAACUCCAAUCCGAUUGCAGCAUCCACACCGAAUCUCAUGGCAGGCGACUUGGGGGCAGUGGCUGCCGCCCUGACUGCUGGGAAUCCCGGCCAGACUGGCGGUGCGCAGCCAGCUGCCUCGUCGCCGACCACUGCCCGCACUUUGCCACGGCACUGUUACACGAAUGCGGCCCCCACGAAGAUGGAGGGCAAUGUCUUCCGGUACGACUUCAUGGAGCCGGCAGACUGCCCUCCUGUUAAUCGCAAGCUGAAGCCGAAGGUGUCGGGCGGACUGCCUGCCGUGGAGGACAAGCCGCCGGAGGAGUUUCCGGCCAAGCCCCCGGUGGGCGUGGAGCACGUGACCAGUAAGCUGGGAGCAGCCCAGCUUCAGCAGUCGAUCGGUCCACCCAGCGUGGACAGGAAGUGUAAACCGAACGCCUAUAAGCUGGGGACCUCGGCCACCAUGUCGCCGGCAACGCGUCGCUCCUCGGGAGCCCCCCUCUCAAUGGUGCUGCCGCAUGAAACGGACGUCCAUUCGUCGGCAGCAGCCUCCUUCUUCCACCAGACCAGCACCAUGCCCCGCCAGCAGCAGCGCCAGCAUCCCAACAGCCCCGGCAGCAUGUCGGUGCAGCACCAGCGCACCGCCUCGGCGGCGGCUGCCAUGAUGAGCUUGGCGGGACCGGCUGCUCCCAAGCAACAGCCGCCGGCGCAGGCGGAGCACAAGCUGCAGUACUUUGACCUGGAUGUCACCAACAAGCCGCCGCUGCUGAAUCGCUCCAGCAUGAGCGUGGGCAACCUCUACUCGCAGGGCGGAAACGGGGCCAGUGGCAUGCGGCUGGCGGGCGUGGAUGCGGGUGGAGCCCGGGCUCCAGUGCCCAGCAGCGUGGUCUACAACUCCGUGGACUUUGUCAAGACGGAGGCGUUCAAGCGGAUCCGCGAGGAGCGCAUCAAGGAGAGCAACGAGAGCAGCGGCAACAAGUAGGCCUGCUGCUUGGUCCUCAGAUUGGAUCCAUCACUCAAAUGACAACGUGCAAUAACCAAGGACCGCGUUGCUGUUCCGAAAUUUCGUAGUGCCUAUCCGGGGGCCAGCUAAGGAUGGAUAACUGGCCCCCAAAAUCAGUGCAAAUUCCGAGUGGCUCUUACAUUCGUUUAUAUCGUUUUUAUCGUCGAACUCACCACCCUUUUAACCACAUAUCUAGUUUUUAAGCGAGCACCAGCACUUUUGGGUGCUGCUAUGAAUCUGCAAUCCAUAUCUAACCUGCGUCGUUUUAUUCGUAUUUAAAUCGUGCUUCCACACUUCCAUGUUUAUUGUUAAGCUUCGGAAUCAAAACGCAACCAUGACAAACGAUCUUAGUGCUAAUUUUACAAUGCAACAAUUAUUUUAUAUACGCAAGCGAAAUAUUUAUAUACACGAAUUUUAUAUGGUAACAAUUAUUUACAAUUGAUAAAUGUAACACGUGUGCGACACAAGCUGUAGCUUGAUUUUGUGCUUUAAAAAAUAUAUAUACAAUAAUACCAAA